AUGAUUCUAAAGAUAUCUUCGCCGUUCAAGUUUCGCGUCGAUCCCGGUUCCUGCUCGAUCAUUCUCGCGCCCUCCAGCGGUGCGAUACUCGCGCGGCCUCCAAAUCUGUCGAUACCAUCCCCUGUUUAUUUUGGGAGGUCUGUGCCGUCUGACAAUUUACCUCACCUUGCGACCCUCGAAACCCUCGCCUCGUCACGACCUGGGAUCUCCUCCGAGUCGGUUAAAAUGGACGAUAACCUCGUUUACGAGGAAAAGGACAUCUCUAAGAGAUGGCCUGAUACCAUCUACAGGACCUCAGAUAUGUUUUGUCCUCCGGAUAAGAAGACUGAAUCCCUCGAACAGCUCGAAAAGAAGCGAGCCCGAUGCUCCCGACUGCUGAAGGAACCCAAGGCUCGAGUCUGGGAUGAAAAUGAAGACCCAUCCACCCGUGGCGGUAAACGCCUCUACGAUAAACUGCCCACUUUCACCCCUGAGGGACAGUAUAUCCUUCCCCCGAAGGGGGGUAACAUUCUCCUCUCCGAUCUCAAUGUCGCCAUGGUCAUCAACAACUGUGGUGUACGAGUCCGCUCCAAGCAUUGGCCGGCGAUUUUCGAUAAGAGCGGCGAUAUAAAGCCAGAUCGGGUCCCUGAGGACCCAGCUCCGUUUGCCUUUGCCCAUGGGCUGCCGCAUAUUCCCGUUUUCCGCGGAUAUUACCUUCUCUGUGGGCGGGAGAUGGCGACAAAAAUCACUACAUGGCAGCUGUCCGAGAAAACCCUCCAGUCCCGAACUCCCAUGGCUCUCCUCCUUGGUGUGGUUAUCGCACCGCCCUAUUUCAUGGCUUCCCCUCUUGAGAAAAAGCGGGAGAUCAAUGCCUUUGAAAAGGGUGCCAAGAUUCUACAUGGCCUUCGCCAUGACUAUCUGACGUUGUUCUUUGACCCCGAAAGUAACAAUUAUGAGUGUCAACCACUCUACGAGUUUCCUGGAUAUCGAGCCAGGCUUUCAGAGAACUUCGACCAUUAUGUCAAACCAAUGAGACUUUCGGUGGAGAAACUCGCAGCCAAUCUUAAGCUCCCAUACGCACGGAACCACCGCGUUGUUAUCAAAGGCUCUCGCGAGGCUCGGGAGACUCCUUCACCUACUGGAUCGGAUUCGCCUCCACUCACUUCCCCAACCCGAAGUGAGUACAACGGGGAAGAUCCCCUCACCAUGACCACCUCCCCUUCGGUCACCGGUGCUUUGCCAGAAGGUUUCCCCGACUUCCACUUCCACAAUGAGAUCAGCGACAAUCUCGAAAGUGGUAGCGAUGACGAAGAUCAGUCUCAGGAUAGCGAGGUGGAUGACGAACGUGCCCUGAGGAGACUAAAGAAGCUCAAGAAGUACAAGGAUAUCGUCCACGCGCAAAAUCCGACGUACAAGCCACAAACCAAGUUGGCAAAGAAUCUUGAGAAAGUCACCCAAAGCAUCAUCGAUCGAUGCAAGAGCGUCGACGGCCCUACCCUGGCCAUCAUGCAGAUGGGCUUUGAGUUGGCCCACGACAUCGAAAAAUUCAAGCAGGGUGUUGUGGCCUUCGAAGAAGAGGCUCGAAACGGCCCUCCCUUGAUCCCAUUCUUGCAGGAUAAGAUCAACAAGCGGGUCAGUCGGUCCAAGCGUGUUCUCCCAAGCCUGGAUAAGGUCGUCGAUUUCCUACACAGCAGCCCCGAGCAGACUGCUGUCGAAAAACUUUCGGUCAAUCUUCAGUCUCUGAAGCGCAAGGCGCCGGAUGAGGACGAGGAGCGGCGGUGUCGUGCGCGGCACGAGUGA
Molecule: messenger RNA, 1779 nt
Organism: Penicillium argentinense
Lineage: Eukaryota; Fungi; Ascomycota; Eurotiomycetes; Eurotiales; Aspergillaceae
Exons: 1
Coding region: 1-1779 (592 amino acids)
Source: RefSeq, a predicted model, not a curated record